Messenger RNA from Fusarium sp. VM40, 999 nucleotides. Lineage: Eukaryota; Fungi; Ascomycota; Sordariomycetes; Hypocreales; Nectriaceae. The record is from the annotation of a GenBank genome assembly.
AUGACAUCAUCAGACAAAUUCCCUGUGUUGGACUUCACUAAAUUUGGCUCGGAUUUUGGAGAGUUUUCCAAAGAAGUCUACAACGCGAGUAACAAGUGGGGGUUCUUCGUUCUCACUGGCCAUGGUAUAUCAGACUUGAAUUCCAUUUAUGACUUGUCGAACCAGUUUUUUAGUCUGCCUCUAGAACAAAAGGCUGAAAAGUCCAUCGAUAAGACCUUAACUGGAUAUGAUGGUGCUAAACUUACAACCUUUGCCGCUUCUGAGGGUAUUAGUUUUGGCCUGCCCGCUGGUGGCGUUUUGCGUACUGGCAAUCUACCUUCUUGGUGGGAUGUCCGUAAACGCCAACAGAUCGAAGAUUUUAAAUCGCAAUGUUAUGAACUCAGUAUGUCACUACUGUCUUGUUUUGCUGUCCAACUUGGCCUUGAUCGGUCGUUCUUUGCGAGAGAUCAUCAACAUCGCGAGCCUGGCAAUGUCUUGAAAUUGAUCAAGUAUCCUUCUUUUCACCGUCAGCCGGAAGGCGUGCCGCGAUUAUCGGAGCACACAGACUGGGGUAGUAUCACAUUUGUUUUGACUGAAAAGGCCGGAUUGGAAAUACGUGAUCCGCUUGACGAGUGGUUCGACGUACCGGUAGUGCCAGGAGGAGUAGUUGUCAACAUUGGUGACGCGAUGUCGCUAUGGUCGAAUCAGACCUUGAAGUCGACUAUGCAUAGGAUAAGCUGGAAGAACCUGAAUAUUCACGAAGAUCGACUUAGUGUAGUGUACUUCACACACCCAAACAACGAUGCAAUCCUGCUGAGUCCUCAUACGGGGUCCAUAACGGAGGCCGAACGGCUCACUUAUCGCGAGUAUCUGCAGAUCCGUUCGGCGUUUACCUAUGCCUCAACACAAGAAGAUGGAGGAGAGGGAGAGAAAUUUGACGAAGUGGAUCCGGCAGUGCUUGAAAAAGCCAGGAAGCUAAAUGUAGCCAAUGCUGGUAUCCUUGAGUCUCAUAAACUGUAG